Messenger RNA from Erigeron canadensis, 1524 nucleotides. RefSeq names its product protein TONSOKU-like. The record is from RefSeq and is a predicted model, not a curated record. Gene Ontology annotation, molecular function: protein binding. Gene Ontology annotation, biological process: epigenetic regulation of gene expression; response to DNA damage checkpoint signaling; meristem structural organization. The transcript is spliced from 6 exons. The coding region runs from base 1 to 1524 and encodes 507 amino acids. Lineage: Eukaryota; Viridiplantae; Streptophyta; Magnoliopsida; Asterales; Asteraceae. Gene Ontology annotation, cellular component: nucleus.
AUGAAGAAGAGAGAUGACGCGAAGCAGCUGACCAACAUGAAGCGUUCAUAUCAUAAGGCUUUAAAAAAGGGGCGUCGUCUAGAACAGGCCAGAUGGGCGAACAUGAUCGGAGGUAUCUACAUGAACGCGAAAGGGGAUUAUGACGAAGCGCUAAAAUGGUUUCAGAUUGAUUACAAUCUUUGUGCUGAUCAUUAUUUUUCUCAAAAGGAGUUGCUCCCAACUUAUCAAUCCCUUGGUGAAGUUUAUCUUCGUCUCAGCCGUUUCAGUGACGCCAUUCUUUAUCAGAAAAAGCAUUUGGUGAUUGCAAAGAAUAUAGAUGACAUGGUUGAGGUGCAAAGAGCGUGCACCCAACUUGGUCGGACAUACCAUGAAAUUUUCACAAAGACGAACGAUGAUCAAACCUCCCUUCAGAAAGCCAGAGAGUAUUUUACUGCUGCCCUGAAGUUAGCUCAAAUUCAUAAAGAAAGGAGAAGUAAUUCAACAAAGCGGGCUUUUGUUAAAGAGUACGUUGAUGCUCACAACAACAUUGCAAUGAUUGAACUCGAUCGUGAUAGGUUUGAUGAGGCAGAAAAGUAUCUCACCAUGGGAUUAAGGUUGUGUGACGAAGAAAAAAUAGAUGUGAACGAUGAGAGUCGAGCUAGGUUUCAUCACAAUCUUGGUAGUGUUUACAUGGAACUCAGGAAAUGGGAUGAAGCUCGACAGCAUAUUGAGAAGGAGAUUGAGAUUUGCAGGAACAUCGGUCAUCGUCAAGGACAGGCAAAGGGGUUCAUCAACCUUGGUGAGUUGCUUUACAGGUUACAAGAUUAUGAUGCGGCUACUGUAUCUUUCAAAAACGCAAUGGAGUUUGCAGACGGGGAACAAUCUUUGGCCAACCAAAUUAGCCAGAAUUUAGAAACUGUGAAAGAAGCAACCAAGGUAAUGGAUUAUGUGAAGAAACAAGAAGAGCAUCUUGAACUUUUGACAAGUCACAUGACCAUGUUUAGCGGAAAAGCAGACAAAAGGAAGUGCUUGCGAAUGCAGAAGGCAUGUCUUGAUCGCCUUAUUGAACAUACAAGAAUUAUUUCUUCAUGGAACCAGCAUCUCCGCUUUGCAAGAAAGAAGACAUACAUUGCGGGCGAGCUUGUUGACCCAAAUUCAGUGGCUGAAUCAUAUCUGGUCAUAGGCUUGUCAUAUCAAAAGCUCAGGAACUUCACCAAAGCCAAAAAAUGGUGUUAUAAAAGUUUUAAAAAAUACAGAGAGAUCAAUGACGUUAAGGGUCAGGCAUUGGCAAACCUUAAUCUCGGAAAUGCCUUGGACUCGAUGGGAGAAUGGGGUGAUGCAUUUCAUGCAUUUAGGCGAACCAACAGAAUGGCCCGUCAGGCUAACCUACCCCAUGUCCAGUUGUCUGCCCUGGAGAAUAUGCAUUUCAGUCAGCUGAUCAGAUUUGACAAUGUUGCAGAGGCGAUGAAGUUGCAGUCACAAAUAGACGAGCUUAAGCGGUCAAUAGGUGAGCUUGGACCAUCAGAAGUUGAAAGUGACUACUGA